UAUAAAAUUUGCUUCUUUAGAAUGGUUUCGAAAUUUUUUCUGUAAAUCUUAUCAUCGAUCAAUCAGCAAGUUCAAAAUGGUUAAUGUUGAUCGAGCAAAAGAAAUCACUAUCACCUUUUUUUUAUCAGGCACAAUAUCAAUGACUACUAAAACAUUGGUAGCCCCAAUCGAACGUACAAAAAUGAUUCUUCAAAAUCAAGGAUCAGCUUACCAAGUACUUACAGGAGAACGAAAACCUUAUAAUGGCAUAAUGGAUGUCCUAAAACGAAUCCCAAAAGAACAGGGAUAUUUAGCCUUUUGGAGAGGCAAUGGAGUUAAUUUAAUCAGAACUUUCCCUACAAUGGCAUUCAACUUUGCAUUUAAUGACAUCUUUAAUAACAUCUCUAAUCUUUUUUAUGAUACCAAGAAAUAUUUUGCAUUUUCUAAGCUAAGUUGCGGAGCAUUAGCCGGAGUUACCACUGGAACAUUGCUAUAUCCUUUAGAUUUUUGUCAAACAAAACUUGCGAGUGAUUUUGGAUCAGAUCCACAUUUUGUUAAAGAUAGAGUUCAACGCGAAUAUUCUGGAUUGUCUAACUGUAUUUAUAAAGUAUACAACAGAGAAGGAUUUUUAGGUUACUAUAAAGGAUGGAUUGUUGAAUGUCAGGGUAUUUUUUGGUAUCGAGGACUAUACUUUGGAUUACACGCUCUUUCCAAGGAAAGAUAUUUAAAAUGGUCUAACAUCAAAGAUGGAAAAGUCCCCUUUCUCCCCAAUUUUCUUCUUGCCAUGACGACCACAAUCAUUGCUGGAUAUGCGGCUUAUCCAUUUGAUACUGUUGGGAGACGAAUGAUGUUAGAUUCUGCAAGAGAAAAGGAGUAUAAGUUAUUCAACAACAGUAGAGACGCAGUAAGGAAAAUGUAUCAACAAGGCGGAAUCAAUAUUUUCUAUAAGGGUGCUCUUAUAAAUUCGAUCCGUUCUGUCAGUAGUGCUUUGGUUCUUUCUUUGUACGAUCUAAUACUCGACGCAACUGAUUGGAAGAACAAAAUUAAAAAGUAAUGUGUUUUUCGUUAUAUAGAUAAUAAAAUUUGUACUGUAUUGUAAAUUUUACUAUGAGCUAGUCAAUAGAGAAUAUAUACAAGGUGUUUUUUAAAUGGUAGGAAAGUUUUCUUUAUCGUUCAAAUUUAUGUCAUAA
Molecule: messenger RNA, 1169 nt
Organism: Aethina tumida (small hive beetle)
Lineage: Eukaryota; Metazoa; Arthropoda; Insecta; Coleoptera; Nitidulidae
Product: ADP/ATP translocase 1-like
Exons: 4
Coding region: 77-1033 (318 amino acids)
Biological process (GO): mitochondrial ATP transmembrane transport; mitochondrial ADP transmembrane transport
Cellular component (GO): mitochondrial inner membrane
Molecular function (GO): ATP:ADP antiporter activity
Source: RefSeq, a predicted model, not a curated record